Molecule: messenger RNA, 3387 nt
Organism: Podospora pseudopauciseta
Lineage: Eukaryota; Fungi; Ascomycota; Sordariomycetes; Sordariales; Podosporaceae
Exons: 3
Coding region: 197-826 (209 amino acids)
Source: RefSeq, a predicted model, not a curated record
GUUCUUGUGAUUUUUGGGGGUGUCAUGUCAUCUCCUGUUAAGUAUCGAGGCAUUAAUCACAUCUGAUCGUCAUUUUGUUUUUCAGUACCUACCAACAUCUCAAAACCAGGCCAGACCCCGAUUUAGGUGCUUCUGAGAAAUCCUUCUUUUCUCCUUUUGGCAAAAGUCUUUCAGAUGCAGUAAUGACGACUCUACGAUGCACGCGGGACACACUCUGGCCAUUGCCAUGUGGGCCAUGACGGCGCUGUCUCUUGGACUCGUCGGCCUACGUCUGUACACCCGCAUACGAAUCGUUCGCUUUGUCGGCAUCGAGGACCACAUGUACGCAUGGACCGGAAUAUUCAUGCUGGUGUUUGCUACGUGUAUUCAAGUCGCUGUUCAUUUUGGGUUGGGACGCAGCUUCUGGACUCUUUCUCCGGACGAGUCAUCGAGGGCCAUCUUCUGGACCUAUGUUGCCAACAGCUUCGCCAUCUCGGGAAACGCACUCGCCAAGCUCUGCAUGGGAUUUUUCUUAUUACGGGUUGUGCAGCUGAAGUGGCAGAAACUUGCGCUCUGGUUUCUGAUUGUUGUUACUGUCGGCACAUCGGUAACACUGGUGGUGAUGCUGUGGAACCAGACGACGCCAAGGAAGGCAAGUUGGGAUGUGCUGAGGACGCCUGGAGAGUGGAAUAUCCAGAUUCAACCCAUGAGUGUUGGGUUGGGAGGUUGGUCAAGCGCCUGUGAUUUCUUCUUCGCCAUCUUCCCUUGGCUCUUCAUCAUGUCCUUGAAGAUGCCGCGUCGGGAAAAGUUCCUUUUGGCCAGUGGCAUGAGCCUGGGUGUGAUGUAAGCAGAGAUACAAUCAAGUUGGCCGACAUGAGUUAACGACUCGCAGUGCUGGUGCUUGUGGUGUUGUCAGAACCGUGGUGCUAUCCCGGUUAAAAAUCGAUGACUUUACCUUAAACUUUGCCCCUUAUUUCAUCUGGGCCGGCGCAGAGAUCACUGUCGCCUUGGUGUGCCUGGGCAUCCCAACCCUGCGACCCCUAUACCUGAAGCAACGAGGCAUCAGCACGAUCGGUUACGGCAACCACCAUCACACUGAGCAGAGCGACCCCGAACUACCGCGCUUCACCAUGGUCGAUCAAAAGAAGAGGCCCGACCCAUCUCCGGAUCCAUCCCACAACGGCUUUGAAACCCCCGACCCCCGAAACCUACACCUCUCUCAUAUCACAUUGGAGUCGCUGGCAUCGCCCCAACAGCAGGAAUUCGCCCAGCAACAACAAACCACGCCCAGCCUGACACCACAUAACACAGUAGAAACCCAAGGCCACCUCCGAGACUCUUCCUCAACAGGCUCAUCCCAUACAAUGGUAGACUCCACACUGGCCAGCCCUGAACUUGAACAACACCCCCUUUCUUACCCACACAUCUAUUCGAGAACGGCGGCAGCCAUAUCACGACCACCAAACGCACAUAUCAAGGAGCAACACAAAAGAGACCACAGCGGCGACACUGGCGAUAGCAUCACUGUCGAUGACAUUCUGGGUUUCUACGACAUCGAGGAGAAAAGCCAGAGCAAAACCAAACUUCCAAAUUACGACCAGACACAGCCACAACCACUUGGAUCGCCACUCCACCAAUCAGCGAGUAUCAAGCGGAAAGAGCACCGGAUUACACAAGUAGAUUUCCUUUUAAAGAAUACAAGAAUGGGAGGCGGCAACGCCGAGGAGAGGCGUAUCAUUCGGCCGCAACAGAAUAUGAAUAGACCUUGGGAUGGGGAGGGUUGGCCAUUGAGGAACUGAGCAUGAUGAUAUGAUGGUUGUUGGACUUUGGACUUUUUUUAACUUCUCUUUGCGAUACCCUUUUUUGCAGAUUAUUUUUUCUCAUAUGAGCUGGAAUCUAUUGGAAUAGUGGAAAUGAAGAACUGUCUUUCUAAUACUCUCUGUUGCUGCUCAGUUUACUCAUGGCUCAGCAGCUCCUCAAUAAUACUUUCAAUCUGCCCCAGGGAAUCCGCCUUGACGUUCUCCUCUUCAAUCUCCUUCACUCUCUGUCUAUACUUUUCAUCCCCCAACACCGUGUCAAUACCCUCCUUGACUUGCUCCACCGACGGGUUGGACACCCCCAAAUCAACCGCCACCCCCGCCCUCGCCGCCCGCUGGCAAACGUCCCCCUUGUCGGCGAUCAACCCCGCCAGCACCAUCGGCACCCCGUUCAUGAUUCCGUGCAUGAACCCGCCGUAACCAGCGUUGGAGACAAAGACAUCUGUAUGGGGAAGGAUGGCCUCAUAAGGGAAGUAAUCCACCAUUCUGACAUUCCUGGGUGUUUCCUCUUCUGGUAGGGGAUUCGGCUCCCCCUUUUCUCCCAGGGUAGCAACCACCAAGACAUCCUCCCUGUCAGCCAUUGCCUGAAUGACCGGGAUCAUCAGCUCGUGGUAGGCGCGGUGGAUGGUACCCUGGGUAACGAAGACGACCUUUUUCUUUGCCGGGUCGGAGUCGGAAAGGGCGCUGUUGAGCGUGAGUUCCUCCCACCAAGGAGGGUAUACGAGGUUCUUGUCCAGCGCCCUGACGGGCAACCCACCGACAAGACGGAAUUUUUUGGGGUCCUUGGUCACGUUUGGGUAUUCGAGCGAGGCGGUGGUGGCCAUGACGGUGACGUCCCCGCCGGUCAUGGCCACAUCAAGCGGCAGGUCGGUGAACCUUUUGGUGGACCCCAGCUCUUGGAGUUUUUGAUCGUAGUGCUCAAUCAGUGGCUUCCACAUUGUCUUGCCUCCUGCGUGCAUGGUCUUCCAGACUGCCUUGUUUUCAGGGGUGGGGUCGUACUUCAGACCAAGACCAAAGGGAGGAAAAUCGGGGUCGGAGCUGGUGUAGAUGCUCGUGUGCCAGUUUAUGGUCUUGGGGAGGGAGGUGUAACCCUUGGGUAAGGGGCAGCCGUAUUGAUACGGCAGCAAACCCUGAGACAACGCCUCGUGGACGAACAGAAUCUUCCGUGGCUCAGGAUGAGCGACGCGGAUGUCCUCGAGUGUCUUCCUCAGAACGUGAUACGACGGGACGAUGGACUCCCCAAACACGGCUUUCAUUCCUUCGAAAAAGGCCUCGCCUUCGGUGGAGCCUUCUUGGACUUUGGGGACGUCGUACUCGAAGGGGUUUUUGAUGUAUUUUGCGCCGGUACUCUCGAUGAGGGUUUGGAAGCGGGGCCCGGUGAUGAAGUAGAUGUCUUUGUAGCCACGGUUAAAGUGGAGGUGCUUUGCUAUCUGGGCCGCGCCGGCGGUAUGGCCUGAGGCGUUUAGGGUCAUGAAGAGAAGGACGGGCUUCUCAGGGGAGGUGAGAGGGGGGUGGCCGCUGGGGCUGGUGAGAUCUCGGGCGUCUCCCAUGUUGGUGGUUUGAUCAAGCAAGAUGUAGCGUGUUUGAGUUG